UCACUACUGUUUCUGCUAGAAUUACAAACGUAAACAAGUCAUUCAAAGAGAAGGAAUAUAUUGCACGCAGUGUCCACGAGGAAUGCAAGUUCCGAAAAUUUUCAUCGGUAAAUGACUCGACAAUAAUGUGCGCUGUGUCUUCCUGUCGCAGCUUUUCGAACAGUAUCGUGGUCACAACUUGUAAAGGGGAUGUCGUCAAAUGAAGUUAGGCCUAUCAGUCCAGUUUUGACGAGCUGCUCAGGUUGACGCUUCCUAUUUUAUAUAAGACCUCGAUGCACAGUGAAACGGAAGAAGAAGGUGAAUGUUAGUGCAAAUUUUAUUUAUUCUUCAUCACUGUCAGCUCCUGUGAAUAGUUUGACCCGUGCGGAACACUUGGCCAGCUGGAAAUGCCAUGACUCAACCUCGUAAUCGCUUGCUUGACAGAAGUGUGACGGAAUCGAGCUGCUCUACGGUGCUGAGGGGCAGAGUAUUGGCAUCAUCUGCCCAUUGAGAAGUCAUUAGAUAUGAAGAAGUUAUUCUCGCGAUUCGAAAGGAUUGAUCAAGGGACUGGCAGGGAAGCCAACAGUUUCGUCGGUAAAGUCUUCACAGUUGGCCGCACAAGUGUAACGGUAGAAGAUGUAAUAGCGGAAGGUGGCUUUGCAAUAGUAUUUCUCGUGAAAGGACCCAAUAAUGGCCGCUAUGCCCUCAAACGCAUGUUUGUGAAUGACGAACACAGCCUCAAUGUGUGCAAGCGAGAAAUUCAGAUAGCUAGCAGCCUAAGUGGCCACAAGAACAUAAUUGGCUUUGUGGACUUUGGAAUCAAUCAUGUUGGAGGCGGUGUGUAUGAGGUUCUCAUGCUCAUGCACUACUAUAGAGGGCACGUGUUGCAGCUGAUGAAUGAGAAGCUACAUUCGGGCUUUACUGAAGCUGAGGUGCUGAAAAUCUUCUGUGAUAUCUGUGAGGCUGUUUCUCGUCUUCACCACUGUCAGACUCCUAUUGUUCAUAGGGACCUCAAGGUGGAGAACAUACUUAUCAGUGACUCAGGCAACUAUGUGCUAUGUGACUUUGGCAGUGCUACAGCCAAGAGUCUCAACCCUCAAACUCAGGGUGUCGCGCCAGUAGAAGAGGAAAUUCUGAAGUAUACAACGCUAGCAUACAGAGCUCCCGAAAUGGUUGAACUGUACAGUGGAAAAGUUAUUACUACGAAAGCAGAUAUCUGGGCAUUGGGUUGUUUGCUCUACAAGCUAUGCUUCUUCGCGUUACCUUUCGGAGAAAGUGCCCUGGCCAUACAGAGUGGCAACUUUAGCAUACCGGACAAUUCUAGAUAUUCCAGGCAGAUGCAUUCCCUUAUAAAAUAUAUGCUGGAAGUGGAACCGGAAAAGAGGCCAGAUAUCUUCCAGGUCUCCUAUGUGGCCUUCACACUUGCAGGACGAAAGUGCCCUGUGCAAAACCUUCAUAACUCCCCCAUACCAGACAUCGAACAGCUGCCCGAGCCUCAACUGGACAGUGAGAGCCGCCUAGGAGCUUCCAAACCUCAGAGGACAAUGCAAGUACCAGUGGCUGAAGGGACGUCUGUGGCUCCCCGUCAGCGACCCAAGGGUUCUCAGGUGCCACCUGGUGUUGGGGGCCUACCUCUUAUUCCACAGACACCGGCCAGCUCUGCACGGAGGCCUACCCCCACUAAUCCUCAGCAACCUCCUGUUCCUGCUGUCACACCUAGUCAAGAGUACGAUUCUGUGCGGAGCCCAUGCGGUCCAUAUAGCAAGGCCGGGAUUGGGAGCCUCUUGCCACCCCCACCAGGGGCGCAAACUGCCGCAGCAUCUGCGCCACCUUCGGCAGUUGUGACGCCCAGUCAGCCUGGAGUCCGGAUGAAUUCUUCUUCUCUGGAAGCAUUUUUCACAACCUACGUGGAAACCGCAGCUGUUCAACCAGCGCUCAGCAAUAAUGCGAUUAACACGGCACCCGUUCAACCUGCUUCUACUCCGUCUGUGAGCAUUCACCCUGUCCUUCCCAAUGCUGUUACCCAACCCGGAGGAGUUCAACCCAUCUCAAGUCAACCAGGAACCGUUCAGCCCAGGAUCCAAGUGGCGCAUGACGGUGCUGUGCUGCAACCGCCGCCGCAAGUGUCUGAGCUCUCUGUCACUCCACCAGCUUCCCCAACACCUAGCCAACGGAGCCAUCGGCGUAUUGUUAGUGAUACGUCUGCCUUUGUCAAGCCAUUUGCCCAAGAAACAUCCCAGUUUCUGGCUCCAUUUGAGCUGUCCCAGGGCCGCAUUUCUUCCCCAGCAGCGGAGCAGCUGCCAGGAACUGAAAAUGUCACUCAGCACUGCCAGCAUCACCAGUGGAACCCUUUUGCUGAAGCCACCUCAAUGGAACAGAUAACUGAAGACCAUCUGUUUGGGCAAGAGUUUGACCGUAUCAGGAGAGGUUCGCAGAGCAGCAUUUCCAAUGUAAAAAGCCGUGAAAGCCUAGUCAUGAGCAGUGGUGACCUUACAGUUGACCCUUUCGGUGCGGCUCCCUUCAGUCGGCCAGGGAAGAGCAACCGGAGCGGUGCCACAAAGCUGCCUUCAGUGCCUCCUCACCUGUUGUCUGUUCCUGUACUGCCUGGAGGCGCAGCGCACGAAGACUCCGUCACCUACGUGGCCCUCUACGAGGAAGGUUCCGCGGCUGAGGUGCGCGUACGGCACUGCAGCGACAACUCUAGCGCCUCCCACGAUGGAAGCCAGAGUGGUCGCUCUGGACUGGAGACGUACGGCACUUCCCCUUUUGUCAGGGCCCCCGCUGAGGACCGGUCCAAGUACGAAAAGCUCCUGGACGAUGUGGACGACGACCACAAGGCCCUCCACGAGGAAGACAAGGACUCGAUUGGUUCGGCGAGCGACCUGCAGGCGAGGGUGGACCUGAGUGAGGAUGAAGUGGCCGCAGUGAUAAAUCCUGCGCAAGCUGGCGACCGCAGUAAGAGCAGCGACAAGCUUCGGGUCUCUGAGGAAGGGUCGACGGGGGUGGCGUCGGUAGAGCGGGCCGGGUAUCGCGACGUCUUCAUGGGACACACCGAUGGGGACAAGCCACUUUUGGAAGACGAUCAGCUCUCGGACACGGAGCCAAAACAAGCCGUGCUGGUCGUAGAUCCACGGUUGAUCAGAAGUAGCUGUCACCCUCCGCAGACUGUCGAAAUUAAGCAAAACGACCGCGCUCUUCCCGCUAAAAUGGUGCAGCUGCCCAGCCCCGAAGGAGCAGAUGUGUUCAUCAAGGCUCCAUUUCAUAAGCCUAAACAAAUGAGAAGGCACGAAGCGCGACCUCUGCUGGCAACUCCAGGGGGCGUCGCUGUGCACACUACCUCGGAUGUUCCUCCUUUUGUGGGUCAGGAUUUUUACAGCCUCCCCACUCAACGACACAUGGAAAGUGAACCCAGUCGAACUGUCCCAAAGCUGCAAGUGACGUUCCCGUCGCUGACCCUCAUACAGAACAGUUCGGAACCGAGGCCCCGGCAACAUCGGGCCGCGUCUGCAGUCUUUGCGGACAAGCCCAGCGUUCCGACGAGGACACAGAGCCACCAGGACUUGUUUGGUGCAAAACCAUUUGUGCCAGACAAUGGAACAACGGACGUCGGUCACCCCUGCAAGGAGGCACCACCAAAGCGAGAGUCGCCGGACAGUCCCGACAGCUCGGGCAGUGAGGGAAACUCGAGAAGAUUUAAGAAAGAUAAGAAGCGGUAUCAGCAGUUAAAAACUGACGAGGACAUUAUGACGGAAGAUUUAGUCGACUGCCGCCGCCUCGGCCACUUGAGGCAAACCAACCGAAGGGACAGACGAAAGACGGAAAAAAUUAGCAACGCGUUUUCAAACCUCAGUUUUGAGGAUGUUGGCAGUGAGGAAGAUGGACCUUUGAGCACCAUCAACCCGAGCUUUCAAAUGUCAUCCGUUGGAAAGUGAUACGAUUACGCAAGUGCAAACUAAAGAAGAAAAAGAGAUUGUGAUAAUACAUAAUGUACAUUCAGAACACUAAAGUGCAACUCCGCUCACCAAGAGAGGCAAUCCCCGACCCCCCCCCCCCACAAAAUUAUACACUGUAUUCACCGUGUUACACACCUUCGGAGUGUUGCUCCCACUAACAGAAAAAAACGGAAAUCUGAACCGCCCUGCAAUACAUGCUUUUGGCAGCGUACCUUCUGUGUCAGCAAGUUCACUAAGAACACAGAGUGAAGUGCGUGCCUUUUGGUAUUUGUGCCCAGAAGAAAGAUGCACGUGUUGCCUUCAGACGGACGAGAAGCAAGAAAUUCCAUACGUAAAAUUCUUUUUCGAAACCUACUGGUGGUUCUACUAUAUCCAGAAAACCUUUUUGCGCGCCGUUCGCGCUAAAUGUUUUUUCUGCACAAAAAAGGCAAUCUAGCUGUUCCGACAGUCGAAACUGAGCGGAGUUCCACUUUGAAAGCUAUAAUUAUGACACAUAGAUAUAUAAAUAUAUACAUACAUACAUACAUAUAUAAGAUUUUAUUCUUAGCUUUAAGGCGUGCUGGUCUCGAAGCCGCUUUCCUUGAAGCAGCUGAGAUGUGAAAAAGAAUCGUUUGAAACAUCAGUAUAUGAGAUAUACUAUAUUUACUCCCCUAAUUAACGCACCUUUUAAUCCCAAAGAUGUAGCACCGCUGAGGAAUAGAUUUUUGACAUUUGUAGAAUAUGGGACCCAGGCACCUUGGGGCUUGAAAAAAAAAAAAAAAAAGAAAGAGUCAUAGCCACAGUGUGUGCCGCGAACACGAAGUGUGCCUCUGGUAUUGGGAUUGAUUUUCCUCGCUCCAGUGGACUGCGAGAAUCUGCGCGUCGUCUGCAAGUGCCGGAAAAACGGUACCGGAAAGAAGAAAAGUUUCACAACCAAUAACCAACCUAUUUGCAAUACGAUGCAUUACGGUUACAAAAAGCAUAUCUUAAGAUUACUUAAUUUAUAAUUAUUGUUGCUUCUCUUUAUUUAUUUUAUAAGUCACAGUUCUUAGCCACAGCACUGCAGCAAGCGAGGUAUGCUUUGAAGACCUUAUUCUGUAAGACGUGUGCUUGGGUCCCGUUCUAAAAUAAAAAUGAUCCAGCGAGGAAAACCGGCCGUACACUACGGUGGCCAUCCAAAGUCAAGGUGCAUGAAAUACACUCGAGAAAAAGUUGCAAAUUGAUGGUGCGUUAAUUGUGAGGCAAAUAUGGUAUACAUUGUUUAUUGGAGUGUCUUAGGCAUUUCAUUCAAGUUCUUCCAGUAGGCAAUGUUGACUGAGAAUAGCUACCAGGUAGCUCAUAUUCUUUUGCUGGUGCUAACAAGGCAUGUGUUCCGUGCUGCCGCAUCUCCUUUUUCUGUGGCGUUGUCACUUUUUUUUUUCCCCCUUCUAGUUUCUGCUAUUAAUAAAAAUGGCUUAUGAAUCUUUCCCGCCCAUAA
Molecule: messenger RNA, 5388 nt
Organism: Ornithodoros turicata
Lineage: Eukaryota; Metazoa; Arthropoda; Arachnida; Ixodida; Argasidae
Product: AP2-associated protein kinase 1-like
Exons: 16
Coding region: 504-3911 (1135 amino acids)
Biological process (GO): protein phosphorylation
Molecular function (GO): ATP binding; protein kinase activity
Source: RefSeq, a predicted model, not a curated record